GAGAAAUGUGAUGCAUGUUGCAAUACUCAAAGGGAUAUUUUGAGUGACAAAACAAAAGCUAUAGAGAACGGGAGAAAAUUUAACACUAUGAGAGUCAAAGAAGAAUCUAAUCAAACAGACGAAGAUGCUCUGAACACAAGGAAUUCUAAAUCAGAUACAGUAAACAAGACGGAUCCGGAAGUAACUGCUAUGGGCGCUUCCAAAGGAGACGUGCUCAAAGAAGGUAGUGACAAGCUCAAGAAAGAAUCUACAGCAUGUUGUGAUUGCAGGGAAGGUGAAAAUAAGUGUAUCGUGUGUACAUGUACUAAGCACGACUCAAAGAAUAAAAAGUUACGAAAAGUUAUUCACAAGUAUUUCUCGAGCGAUACCUAUAGCGACGAAUCUAUUACUUCUACAACGGAAACGCAUGCAAGCUCCAUAAUAUACAACCUAACCUCCUUCAAUAAAAGGGCUAAACAUAGACAAUCCAGUAUCGCACAACCAAACUCCAAAGCGAUACAAACCAUAGAGUCACCUAGGCGUGUGCGUGACGUCAGCACUAAUACUAAAGACUGGUGGAGCCCGCUAGCGGAAAGAAAGCAACAUUGCAAAACGCCUUACCGUCAAAGCGGAAAAAGAGUGGAAAUAGAAAAGAAGGAGAUAGUGAAAGUGAACAGAAUGAGACGGAGAACAGACAGAGCCAACGAAAAUGAUAGAAGAAUUGUGACAUUCAGAAGUAGAGCGCAGAUUAUUCCAAAUGAAGAUAUCAUGUCGCCAUAUCGAUAUUUACUGGAGUCACAGAGGCAUUACAACGAGCUGUAUACAUCGAAUAAUCACUUCACACAUAAUGGACCGUUUCAGCAGAGAUAUAUAGUUGGACAUGGACAGCAAAAUGUAUCAUCAUCGGCUGGAAAUCAUCAACACAAACUAAGAAGUCACAAGACAAAAAGACUUGGUGAAUGUUAUUCGCCUAGAAAACAGCACCCUGUAUACGAAUGGGUCAAACGAGGUGAAGAUUCGACGAAUGUACAUAAAAAGAUCCAAAGGUCCAGUUUGAAAUCCAACAGCACAAAGAAACCUGUGAAACGCCAGCAGCAUAGUUACAUGGACAAAUGCCGUUUUAAAAACGUAAUCGCAAGAAGAGUAAGCACAGUUUCAAAUGACAAUAUAAGCUUGGCCGCGAUCUGUAAUUCCAUGAGCAGUUUUGUUUGAAUGGUCCGUUCGAUAAAUUUUGUGUUUUGUUAUAACUUUGUAUGUUAAUUUGUGAAAAAAUUGUUUGGAAAUACUGUAACAGCUGAUACUGUUUAAAUUAAAAUCGUAAAUUAAGAAAAUUAAUCGUAAUCGUGUUCCGCCCCAGAUUUAGGGACCUUUAUUUUUAUUACUCCUUAGUUGUCCUAUUGCUCCCACACUUCCAAAUCCGGCCCUGUUCAUACGAUUACGAAGCGUUUAUAUUAUAUAAAUUGAGUAAUGACGUUAUAAGUUGAUAGUAAAAGAUUUAAAGAAAAUAUUUUGUAUUAUUAUUUUUAGCGCUUUUAAAUAAAAGCUAGUUUUUAAAAAGUUUUUUUAGUAGCAUACCGUAGUCAUGCCAAAGCAUGGUACUCAUAGAUCCACAUCUUCUGAGU
Molecule: messenger RNA, 1601 nt
Organism: Chilo suppressalis (striped riceborer)
Lineage: Eukaryota; Metazoa; Arthropoda; Insecta; Lepidoptera; Crambidae
Source: the annotation of a GenBank genome assembly